CGUAUUCAAAUGAAUGGCCCGAGGAAGACAGCUACCAGAGAUCCCAGGUAUUUCACCUGACUAACUUCCACCGUGCCAGUUCGCUGUAGGGUGCGGUGUGCCGCGAACAUUCUACGGCGUUUGGAUAACCCUUUUACCGGGAACUUCACGGUACAGGACGCGGACAUCUGGACUGCCUCACCGCGCCGGAAUGCUCUGAUUCUCGCUGCUCGAGCUUUUAGGGGUCGGAGGUCGUGUGGAAGAACCUGUUCCUUAUUUUGGUGUCAUCCCCAGACACAAGCGGUUGGUUGGAACGUACCCUGCACUGCCAGUGGCGUUCGAAAAGCCUCUGUUCUUAGAAACCGUGGACAGAUCAGUUCGCCGUAUUGGGACUUCUCUUUCUUUUUCUCAUAUCCUUACCACCCGUGUAUCCUGUGGUGAAGUUCUUGUUCAAUAUGCGUGUAGGGUUGUUGGAAGCGACGGGGAUACCGUGUCAGCGCGGGUGAGUGAUGUCUGUGUGUGGGGAGAGGCACACACCCACACACCGCUUUACUGGUGCAUGUCCUACUGAGAAUAUAUAUACUACCUUUACCUGCCUUUUGCAAAUAAACACUGCAGGACCUGCGUAAACACACAGGUGAAUUGUAGGGAUCUUCAAUAUGGGCAGCGGUGGAAGCAAGAAGAAACAGGACUCGAAUCAUUUGAUAAAGUCGUGUGCGGACCACUCCGGCGGCGUGAACUGUUUGUCGCUUUCUCGGGACGGGUCGCUACUGAUCACCGGGUCGGAGGAUCGCACGGCCCGGCUUUGGAGCACGCGGUCGCACGAGUGCGUCGGGGUCCUGACGGGACAUGCCGACUACAUCACCAGCGUCAGCUUCGUCGACAACUACGCUGUGACGUCCAGCGCAGACAAGACCAUACGGAAGUGGGACCUGAACUCUUGCGACUGUGUCCUCGUCUUCACCGGUCACUCCUCUCCAGUCAACAGAGUCACUGCAGGCAAGCUUACGGGAGGCUUGCUGUUCACCAGCUCGUACGACCGCACGGCGCGGUGCUGGCAGUUCGACUCCGGGGAGUGCGUGCAGGUGUUCCUCGGGCACAAGCGCGGCAUCACCCCGAUCAUUUUCGUCGCGCCCGACGGUGACAACUCGCCCAAGGCACAACACGACACAGUGGACGCCUCCAAAGACCUGGUCAUCACGGGCUCACUAGACAGCACGGCUAAAGCAUGGAGUUUGAACGGCAAGUGCAAAACGACAUUCAAGGGACACAAAAUGGCCAUCCUGUCCAUGGCGGUAGACCGGCAGGGCAAGACUCUGUUUACCGGCUCGCAUGACGCCAAUGUUAUGGCUUGGACGAUCGACACAGGCGAGGCGCUACGCACGUUCGAGGGCCACCAGGGAGGCAUCAUCUGUAUCGAGAUCAGUAACAAGUUGAUGUACACGGGCAGUUCUGAUCACACGGCGAAGUGCUGGGUGGUGGACUUCGGGGACCGCACCCGGGAAUACAAGGGACAGAAACACACCGUGUCCUGCAUGACCUUCCACGAAGGCGUCUUAUUUACAGGGAGCGGAGAUGCAUGCGCAAGGGCGUUUGAUGCGAAAUCGGGAGCGCUGAAGAGAACGUACAGGGGUCACGAGUACAUCAUUAAUGCUGUAGCGGUUGUAGACGGAAAACUCUUCACAGCGUCUCACGAUGGAACACUGAAGGUGUGGAACGCCGAGAACCUGGUGGCGGAAGACUGGGGCAAGCCCAAGAAGGACGAGGAAGACAAGGAGAACGCCAAGCGCAGAAACUCCAACAUCGACCAGCAGAGCUACCGCAGCAGGCCCUCUACCGGUUUGAGUGAGUACGACAAGCGGAGCCGCGAGAAAAUCGAGCAGGAAAGGAAAGAGCGGGAAGUGAUGGACAUGGUGUAGAACAGUGACAGACCUUUGCGACAUGUCGUGAAAUGCCACCAUUUUGCGGCAUGCCGUAGGCGUUCACCGAACAUGCGCCAUUUUCCUUUUCCUGGU
Branchiostoma belcheri (Belcher's lancelet) is the source of this 1994-nucleotide messenger RNA. Its product is annotated as WD repeat-containing protein 86-like. Lineage: Eukaryota; Metazoa; Chordata; Leptocardii; Amphioxiformes; Branchiostomatidae. Gene Ontology annotation, molecular function: protein binding. The record is from RefSeq and is a predicted model, not a curated record. The coding region runs from base 639 to 1898 and encodes 419 amino acids. The transcript is spliced from 5 exons.